Messenger RNA from Postia placenta MAD-698-R-SB12, 711 nucleotides. RefSeq lists its product as hypothetical. The record is from RefSeq and is a predicted model, not a curated record. The transcript has 3 exons. The coding region runs from base 1 to 711 and encodes 236 amino acids. NCBI's taxonomy places the organism in Eukaryota, Fungi, Basidiomycota, Agaricomycetes, Polyporales, Adustoporiaceae.
AUGUCUCCUACGACGAAACCCGUUCGAAAUAUAAAGGUCAAAGUACCGCGCCAUAACUCUCAGCGGCUAGGACCUGCGGUCACUGCUCAAGUUGAGAAUGUGGCCCGGCAGCAGCGAGUACGCGUGGAUGUUCGCCAGACGGCAUUCGAGUCGUCAAGUGCGCUUGCCCAGGCGAUUGACAGUGCUUCCGAGUGGAAUUCCUUGCUUUUGACGGCUCGGGCGAACCGUGAGGACGAGGAUGGCCCAUCCACUUCUACGAAUGCAGAUAGCAAGCCGGUACAAGAGAUACCCAGCACACCAAAACACCAAUCACUACGUGGCGUCCACUUGCCCCUUGGCUCCCAAGGGUCCUUCCAUCAUCCGCAGCAGUUCUUCUCUGGCAACACCCCCACCAACAUGGCGUCGCCCCGACAUCCGUUUCCCAAUUCCGGUCAGGGGAUGGGCGGCCAAGGUAUGCCUGGCCAAAGUAUGGGCUUCGGGGGCAUGAAUAUGUCCCCUGUCUCGCCUGCGCAAUUCUACGGUGGUGGUACACCGGGCAUGUCCCAGGGAAUGGGCAAUAUGGGGAUGAACAUGCCGGGAGGUAUGGUCGGAGGCAUGGGCAUGGGUAUGGGUGGCGACGGGAUGGGUGGUCUAGGAAUGAACUCUCCUGACCCUAGGAGGCGUCUGACGCGCGGCAUGAGCGGAGAAGACGGAUAUGGCUCGAUGCAUUAA